CACCGAGCGGGCGACGACCCCACCGGGUUGCGAACGCUGGGAAGGCGCCUCCAGGACGCCCUUGGCGGGCUUCUGCUGCGACAGCAACAGCAGCAACAGCAACCGUUAGUACACCUCUUUCAGCAACACCAUCAACGGUUACAGCAACAGCGACAACAGGGUCCCUUCCUAGCCCCCAGCCCCAUACUAACCAAAAACGCAGACCCCCUUUUGGAGCUCCUGCUGCACCCCCGCAACUUGCAACCGCCGCUGGCGUUACGGCAAGCUGUCGUACACCUCCUAGCCCCGUCCCAUUCCUUUGCAUGGCGGUCGGUUCCCAAGGAAAAGUACGACACAUUGCUUCGGCGGUUAAUGGCACGAACGCUGUGGUGGAAACGGAUACCUCAUCUCUCACCUUCGCCGUCGCCGUCGCACCGUGAGGGGCGUACGGCAGAGGUAGCUGCGGCGGCGGCGGCAGCAGCGGAGGCGGAGGCGGAGGUGCUGGAGGAAGCGCUAGCGGCGGG
Astrephomene gubernaculifera is the source of this 503-nucleotide messenger RNA. NCBI's taxonomy places the organism in Eukaryota, Viridiplantae, Chlorophyta, Chlorophyceae, Chlamydomonadales, Astrephomenaceae. The record is from the annotation of a GenBank genome assembly.